AACGAAACAAAACAAAUUAAAAAUAGUGAAAUUUCUUGCAAUCGAAGCAACUUUGUUUCUUCAUCAUCAAUCAAGAAAACUCGAUAUUAAUUUCUUGAUUUCAAUUCUUUCUCUCACCCAAGGAAAGUUCCUAUUUUUUAUUUUUCGUUUUCCCAAACGAUUAUCUCUAUGGAUCGUGAAAUUUCUUUUACUGCAGAUCCAGGAUCAACGGCGGCGGUCAAGACUGGCAGUUCAAUGACUGUUUUAGCACCUGGGUUUAGAUUCCACCCAACAGAUGAAGAAUUGGUGAGCUAUUAUUUGAGAAGAAAAGUCCUGAACAAGCCCGUCAGGUUUAAUGCUAUUGCCGAAGUUGAUAUUUACAAACAUGAACCUUGCAAUCUUUCAGACAAGUCAAGAUUGAAAACCAGAGACAAUGAAUGGUAUUUCUUCAGUUCAUUGGAUAAGAAGUAUGUCAAUGGGGGAAGAAUGAAUAGGGCUACAAACCAAGGAUAUUGGAAGGCGACGGGUAAGGAUCGAGAGGUCCGUCACAAUUCACAGCUUAUUGGGAUGAAGAAGACGUUAGUCUUCCAUACUGGGAAAGCUCCGGAAGGAUUGCGAACUAAUUGGGUAAUGCAUGAGUACCGGCUUGUUGAAGAAGAAUUGGAAAGGAUUGGAGCAUUGCAGGGUUAUGUGGUAUGUAGAGUUAUACAUAAAAAUAAUAUCGGACCACCAAAUGGAAACCGAUAUGCACCUUUCAUUGAGGCUGAAUGGGAUGAUGAUUCAGCCACUUUGAUUCCCGGAGUAGACACCAAGGAUGAUGUUGCUUCUAUUAAUGAUUCGAUAGCCGGUAGUGAUGUGGAAGCUGUUGAGAAUGCAGUGAUUGGAAGCAACGGUGUUCAAAGGAUCUGUUCCGAGCAGGACAUUCAGUAUCUGGAUGGGGAUACUCCGCCUAGUGAUGAAGUACCAAGAGACUCGCCAAAUGAGAGAACGGAUGACCGUAUUUUGUUACCUCCAUGCAAGAUUGACAGGUCACAUGAUUGCCUGCGGCUAUGCAUUCAUAAUCGAGAAUCACCCUUACCUAUAUUCCAAUACAAGAGAAGGCGGGAUGACAAUUCAGGUCCGAAUUACCAUGCAAAUAUUUCUGAGAAUUCUACUGGAAUGACUCAGGGUUGUUGCUCACCUACAACAACAAUGGCAGCAGCUAACACAACCACAAUGUCUCCAUCAUCUGCCAAAAAAAGGGCAAUUUCUGCACUCUUGGAAUUUUCGUUGAUAGAUUCUAUCGAACCAAAAGAGAAUCCUUGUGUUCCUCCACCAAAAUUCGUCACGAGUAGUCUAGAAUCCGUAAUUCCUCCGGGCUGCAUGGAACUUAUCAAGGAAUUGCAAAACGAGGUCCACAAAAAUGCCAAGGAGAGGGAUAUAUUGAAGCUCGAAAUGAUGAGUGCUCAAACUAUGAUCAGCAUUCUACGGUCAAGAAUCAAUUAUAUUAGAAAUGAAAACGAGGAUCUAAAGAGGAGCAACCGGGACGUGUAGCAUGGGGAGCCUAGGUACUUUUCCGGCGGAUGGAUUUCCUUAUGGUUACCCUUAUUUAUGCGUGGAUUAUUGUUCACCGGCACGGUUGUAGAAUUUGGAUGCCAUUAGCAUUUGGUUUGUUGAUGAACG
This is a messenger RNA of Hibiscus syriacus, 1641 nucleotides long. RefSeq names its product NAC domain containing protein 50-like. Lineage: Eukaryota; Viridiplantae; Streptophyta; Magnoliopsida; Malvales; Malvaceae. Gene Ontology annotation, molecular function: DNA binding. The coding region runs from base 169 to 1512 and encodes 447 amino acids. Gene Ontology annotation, biological process: regulation of DNA-templated transcription. The record is from RefSeq and is a predicted model, not a curated record. The transcript has 4 exons.